GAAAAAAUGUCAAUAAGUUAACAGGAUAAUACAUGGAUUAUGGAUAUGGUGACAUCCAAUGAAACUCACUCCCGCUUUCCAGUUUCCACAGAAAUCAUUCUUUGCUCUUUCUCCUUCCCAAUUUUGUUGUCACCAUUUUUCACUUUCUCUCUCCUCAACACUACCCAGAAAAUGGUGUCACUCUCCUUCCUUUCAUCACUCUCCUCUCUCGCACCACUUUCUCUCUCUUCUCCCGCCAUUACCACUACAACUACGAGAUAUUCUCCUCUUCAUGGUACAAUUCGCUGUAGUAGUAAUAAAUUGGAAGUUGAUGAAGAUCGAUUUCGGCGAAGAGACGUUCUUAAUUGCCUCGCAUUGUCAGCUGGAAUUGAAGUAAUAGCAAGUUCAGGAACCUUUUCUGGAGAUGCGUAUGCUGCUGACUUAAUUCAGAGAAGGCAGCGCUCUGAGUUUCAAUCUGAUAUUAAAGGAAUACUGUAUACAGUUAUAAAGAAAAAUCCAGACCUCAUUCCGUCCAUACUAACUCUAGCUCUAAAUGAUGUGAUGACUUAUGACAAGGCCACAAAAUCUGGAGGCCCAAAUGGUUCAAUUCGAUUCAGCUCAGAGAUAAGCAGACCUGAAAACCAAGGGCUUUCUGCUGCGUUAAGUCUAUUGGAGGACACAAAAAAAGAAAUUGAUUCAAACUCCAAGGGUGGACCGAUUGCUUUUGCUGACCUAAUCCAAUGUGCAGCACAAUCAGCUUUAAAGAAUACUUUCCUAGCAUCUGCUAUCCGUAAAUGUGGUGGGAAUGAAGAGAAGGGAUCUUUGUUGUAUACUGCAUAUGGUUCUAAUGGACAGUGGGGCCUGUUUGAUAGGGAUUUUGGGAGGACGGAUGCUCAAGAACCAGACCCAGAAGGUAGAGUUCCCCAAUGGGACAAAGCAAGUGUCCAGGAAAUGAAAGAUAAAUUCAAAUCUGUUGGAUUUGGCCCCCGCCAGCUGGCUGUUAUGUCCGGAUUUCUUGGUCCUGAUCAAAAGGCAACCGAGGACUUAUUGGCUACAGAUCCUGAAGUUGCUCCAUGGGUUCAAAAAUACCAGCGCAGUCGAGACACAGUUUCUGAGACUGACUAUCAGGUUGACCUGAUAACCACUCUUACGAAGUUGAGCCUCCUGGGACAAAAAAUUAAUUAUGAAGCAUAUACAUAUCCUGUGAAAAAGAUCGAGUUGAGCAAACUGAAGUUAUAACAACAAUGCACCAUGAAGAAGAGCAACCACGAGAUGCUUAAUUGAUUGAUCUCAGUGUCUACUCACUAAGGGGGGAGAGAGGAAGUCCAAAAUGAAGGAAUCACCAAACAAACUUUCUGUAAGUUCUUGUUGAAAGAUCCCUAGCAUUACGGUGGACAUAACAUAUAUAUGUGCUUAACAUUGCAAACUUGCAAAUAAUAUUGUUUCUUCCCCAUUUUCUUGAA
Messenger RNA from Spinacia oleracea (spinach), 1442 nucleotides. Its product is annotated as thylakoid lumenal 29 kDa protein, chloroplastic. Gene Ontology annotation, molecular function: heme binding; peroxidase activity. Gene Ontology annotation, biological process: hydrogen peroxide catabolic process; response to reactive oxygen species; cellular response to oxidative stress. Bases 40 to 1218 code for a protein of 392 amino acids. Lineage: Eukaryota; Viridiplantae; Streptophyta; Magnoliopsida; Caryophyllales; Amaranthaceae. The record is from RefSeq and is a predicted model, not a curated record. Gene Ontology annotation, cellular component: chloroplast thylakoid membrane. The transcript is spliced from 11 exons.